Alternaria postmessia is the source of this 990-nucleotide messenger RNA. RefSeq lists its product as uncharacterized. Gene Ontology annotation, molecular function: mRNA binding. The record is from RefSeq and is a predicted model, not a curated record. The transcript has a single exon. NCBI's taxonomy places the organism in Eukaryota, Fungi, Ascomycota, Dothideomycetes, Pleosporales, Pleosporaceae. Bases 1 to 990 code for a protein of 329 amino acids.
AUGCAGCCUCAUCACUCUCUCCCGGCGCGACCGCCGACUAGCACAUAUUCGGCACCGCCUUCAAGAUCAAACAACGCUGGCGCGCGCGCCCAAGGCAACUCGCCUAUGUCUGCUGGUUUUACACCGCGCUCUGUGGCAGCUCAUGCUCCUCCACAGGCGUUUGCUGCGCCAGCAAACUAUGCGCAAGCCCCAGUGAGCGCCCCCUACCAAGCACCCGCUUACCCGACCAGCAAUGCUUACAACAACUACUCGUACCCAGCCUAUGCAACGGGUGCCCCUACUACGACCUCAUACACAGCUGCCCCGACCGUGAACCGUGGGUUUGCUGGUACCUAUGAUCCCGAAGAAGAGGCUCGGAUCGCCGAGUGGAACAGCGCAUACAAUGCCGGCGAUGCGAACGCGAAGAAGAGCGGCGGCGCAAGCGUAGGCGCUCGACCGGAAGCAUCAGCCCCUCAGGAUGCCGAAGCAGCGGGACCGACAGCUGAUGGCAAGCGCAAGACUGUCGUCCGCGAGGGAGGUGGAAAGCAGUGGGAGGAUGAGACUCUACUUGAGUGGAAUCCGUUGCAUCCGCGACUGUUCAUCGGUAACCUCGCGGGUGAAGUCACCGAUGACUCGCUCCUCAAAGCAUUUGCAAAGUACCCCUCCUUAUCUAAAGCCCGCGUCGUGCGAGACAAGAAGUCCACCAAGAGUCGCAGUUACGGCUUCGUCAGCUUUUCAGACACCGACGAUUACUUCCGCGCUGCCAAAGAGAUGAACGGCAAGUACAUUGGCAGCCACCCAGUCCUCAUCAAGCGCGCCACAUCGGAGGUCAAGGCUGUCACAAAGGACGACAGACACAAGCAAGGAAAGAACAAGAACAACAAGGAUAACAAGAACAAGUCUGGCAACGGCAAUAACAGUACUCCCGCGGUAGUAGCAUCUCCUGCCAUGUUCAUUCCCCGUGGCGUCCAGAAGAAGGGCAAGUCGAACGGUCCAAGGGUGUUGGGUUGA